Clunio marinus is the source of this 3933-nucleotide messenger RNA. The record is from the annotation of a GenBank genome assembly. Lineage: Eukaryota; Metazoa; Arthropoda; Insecta; Diptera; Chironomidae.
AGUUCGAAUUGAAAUCUCGAAGCGGAAAGUCUCGCGAAUAAACAAUUUGAUCUCAGUGAUAUUUUGAAUUUCUUCAAAGGAAUAGAAAAGAAGUGGAAAAAGUAAAUAUUUUCAAAUAAUUCGUCAUCAUAAUCUGUCUAUAGAUAGAAUAAAAAUGUUUUGAAGCUUUGAAAAAAAUUAAUAAAAAAAUUCUAUAUAAAUAAUUCUUUUGAUUAAUAGUUUUUAAAAGAGUAGCAAAAGAUUAAAAACAUGUAAACUUUCUCAACAGCUGUAAACUAAAUAUCAACUUAACAUAAUAAUCGUUUUCGGAUACUUUUUUCUGGAGAAGCGAUGACUUCAACUAUAUAAAUCCAUUUUUUGCGGUCAAAGUAUGAAAGCAUUUACAAUGGGUUGAUUAAUAAGAGGCUUACAAAUAACACAAAUUCAGUUCGAGAAAUAAUAAAACUAGGAAAAGCUCAAGGAUGCCGGCUGUCGUGUCAAAGUUAUUGGCUGAUGCCGUUGACACUUAUGAAAGACGAGGAAACAACGUAAAAGUUAUCUCAAAAACAAUCCUUUCCACAGCAAUGAUUGCAUACGUUGUGAAGAUUUCAUAUCCAUACAUUAAGAAACGUCUUAAACAAAAGAAAUCUUCAAUCAACAAUGACAAUGCUAACAACAAUAACAACAUAAAGAAAACUAAAAGUAAAUUUGGAAAAAAUGAAGACGAGAAAGAAGUGAAAUUGAAAAUUGUUCAAAGAAAAAUAAAGCAACCUGGAUUGAACUUAGAAUUUGUAUUGCAAUUGAAGCAUCUAGUGGAGAUCAUGAUUCCAAGACUUGUUUGUCGUGAAACCGGAUUACUUGGAGUUCAUACACUUUGUCUGAUAUCAAGAACCUUUCUCAGCAUUUAUGUUGCAGCAAUGGAAGGUGCCAUAGUCAAAUACAUCGUUCGUAAAGAUGUUAAGAACUUCAUAUGGAUGCUUAUGAAAUGGUUUGGUAUUGCAAUACCAGCGACAUUCAUAAAUUCCAUGAUUCGAUACUUGGAGAAUAAACUUGCAUUGGCUUUCAGAACGCGACUUGUUGAACAUGCAUACAAACAAUAUUUCACAAAUCAAACAUACUACAAAGUUUCAAAUCUUGAUGGACGAAUUCAAAAUGCCGAUCAUUUAUUGACGGAAGACAUUUCAAUAUUUGCAAGUUCAGUAGCGCAUCUUUACUCACAUUUGACAAAGCCAUGCUUCGAUUUGAUGCUUAUUGGUUUAUCAUUAGCUCAUUCGUCAUACAAAAUGAAAGCAAAUAUUGUAAAUGGACCACUUUUGGGAUUCUUUGUCAUAUCAACAACCGCACAUAUAAUGCGAAUUGUAUCUCCAAAGUUCGGUCAACUUGUUUCCGAAGAAGCUAAUCGAAAUGGAUAUUUACGUCACAUUCAUUCACGUAUCAUCACAAAUGCUGAAGAAAUUGCAUUUUACGGCGGCCAUAAAGUUGAACAUUUGCAAUUGAGCGAUGCAUACUCUCGUUUAUGCAGGCAAAUGAAUAAAAUCUAUUCACAGAAGCUUUGGUUUGUUAUGGUCGAACAAUUCUUCAUGAAAUAUGUGUGGAGUGGAACUGGUAUGGUGAUGGUUUCACUUCCAAUACUCACGACAAGUAAUUUAAGUAAAGAUGGCCCCAGCAAUGAAGACAACAACAAUGGAAGUAGAGUUAGUGAACGAACUCAAUACUUUACAACUGCUAGAAAUCUUCUUAUCUCUGGCGCUGAUGCUGUUGAACGAUUAAUGUCAUCAUACAAAGAAAUUGUUGCACUUGCUGGUUACACAAGUCGAGUGUCGGGAAUGUUCCAAGUGUUUGACGAUGUUUCAAUAGGUGUUUACAAAAAGACGAUGGUUGCUGACGAGACUACGACGCAAGGAAUUAUUGAGUUUAGAAAUGGUCAGCCAGUAGCAAAAGGAAAAGUGAUUUACAUCGAUGAUUUAGAGAACAUGUCAAUAAUAUUGAAAGAUGUUCCUGUUGUGACACCUAAUUGUGAUAUUGUUGUACCAAAAUUAACAUUGAAGAUUGAGCCUGGAAUGCAUUUGCUUAUCACAGGUCCGAAUGGCUGUGGAAAAUCGAGUUUGUUUAGAAUUUUGAGUGGCUUGUGGCCUAUUUAUGAUGGCGAACUUUAUUUGCCAAAAUCUUGUGAAAACAAGCCGUGCAUGUUUUAUAUUCCACAACGUCCUUAUAUGUCCAUUGGAAGUUUACGUGAACAAAUAAUUUAUCCCGACACACUUGAAGACAUGAUGAACAAGCAAAUAAGUGAAGAUAAACUUCGAGAAAUACUGAAAAUAGUUUCACUCGAUUACAUUGCAACACGUGACAGUUUUGAUGAAAUUCGUGAUUGGAAAGACACUUUAAGUGGUGGAGAAAAGCAACGAAUGGCUAUAGCGAGAUUAUUCUAUCAUAAACCACACUAUGCUUUACUAGAUGAAUGCACCAGUGCAGUUUCAAUCGAUGUUGAAAGCUCAAUAUAUGAGACAGCAAAGAAUAUGGGAAUAACACUUUUAACAAUCACACACCGUCCAACAUUGUGGAAAUUCCAUACAAAAAUAUUGAAAUUUGAUGGAAUGGGUGGUUGGGUGUUUGAAACACUUAACAAUGACUCUUAAGAAAUUAAAUAAUUUUUAUAGCAUAAUAAUUCCAAUUUAUGUAGACUAAAUUCUAAAUUAUCACACAAAUGAUAUUUUUGAAUAAAAUAUUAUCGUGCAAUGAUUAAAUCCAGAACCUAAAUAAGAAGAUGAAAUCUUCAAAUAUGAUUAAAUUUACGAUUCAAAUGAUGUAAAAUUUAUGUUAAUUAAAGAAUUGAAUAUUUUCUUCUUUCAUCCUUCAACAUUCGCCAUAUUUUGAAUGAUUUUCUUAUAAAUUUCUAUUCCUUGGAGAUAAACAUCCGCACUUAGAUACUCGUCAUGAUCAUGAAGCAAGACGGGUGUGUUGAUCAUUGGCGAAAAGCCAAAUGCAGAAAUUCCGAGAAGUCUGAUAUGAGACGAGUCAGUGCCAGCUGGAAAUACUUGGGGUGAAAUUUUUAUGUUUAAUUCAUCAACUGCUGACUUGAAUCCUUUCCAAUAAAUGUUUGAAUCAUCAAUUAUAGUCGGCUCACAAUAAGGUUCUUUCACCUCAAAUUCUAUCUCAAUAUUAUCGCAACAACUUUUUAUCCAUUGAUUCAGCAUUUCUUCAAAUUCUCCUGGAUUGACAGUGAUUGCCAUUCGAAUAUCAACUGUUGCCUCUAUGAAUGGUGGUAAGACAUUCCUCUGCUUACCACCCUUGAUAUUUGUUACAUUAAUACUUGUCACAUCACCCAAAAGUAGAGAAGGAUUUUCAUUCAAAAUCUUUUCUUGUGAAGCUCGAUAAUCAUAAAUUUUAUCCAUUAAUAAAUGAAGAUUUUCAGCUGCAGUAUUCUCCAGUAACAAUGAACCAUGACCUGGUUGACCGAAAACACGAAACAAAACAUGCCAGCAUCUUCGUUCAGCAUAAAACAUGUUGUAUGUAUCAUCGGGUGAUGCAAUUCCUUCAUCAAGAACACAUCCAACAUUUAAACGUUUGAAAAACUCAGUCAAUACGAAAGCUUUCAUUCCUUCUGGUCCAAAUAUUUCUUCAUCAGGUACGAACACAACGUGAAUUGAUCUCUUCAAUUGAAUGUAGUUUUUCUUGAAAUAUCGAAUUACGCCCAGGUAUUGCAUCCCCACACACUUCAUAUCCUGAGCACCUCUCGCAAAGAUUCUUCCUUCUUCAUCAGUAUCAGCUGCGAAUGGAUCGUGUGUCCAAAACUCUUCGAAUACUGGAACAACAUCCAUGUGAGAAUUCAACAUGAUAGAUUUGAGUUCAGGUUGUAUUCCAAUCCAACUUAAAAUUACUGUUGGCUUUUCUUUCGACACAGGACAUUCCACAUGAAAUUGAAGGCCAAGUUCAUUGGCUAACUUUUGUAAGAAA